This is a messenger RNA of Thrips palmi, 1097 nucleotides long. RefSeq names its product zinc finger protein 830. The transcript has 5 exons. Gene Ontology annotation, cellular component: nucleus; spliceosomal complex. The record is from RefSeq and is a predicted model, not a curated record. The coding region runs from base 117 to 1019 and encodes 300 amino acids. Gene Ontology annotation, molecular function: nucleic acid binding; zinc ion binding. NCBI's taxonomy places the organism in Eukaryota, Metazoa, Arthropoda, Insecta, Thysanoptera, Thripidae. Gene Ontology annotation, biological process: nuclear DNA replication; mitotic DNA damage checkpoint signaling; mitotic DNA replication checkpoint signaling.
UCAUACCCGCCGCCAGCGCUGUCGUUCAUGUAAACAUUUUCCCAUGUAGAGGUUAUAAAAGUGUCCACAGUGUCACCUAGUUCCUUAUUUUAUUGAUUUAAAUUAAGAAACUGAAAAUGGCUUCCAAGAAAAAGGUUUCACAAGAAGAGCUUCGUCGCUUAAUGAACAAGCACAAAGACAAGUUUAGCGAAAAAGUGAAGAAGAUCGACUCUCCAUUAGCAAAGUACACUAGCGAUGGCGCAUUAAUGUGUGUUCUGUGUAACACCGUUGUACGAAGCGAGUCAGUAUGGAACGUUCAUUUAAAUUCAAAGGCUCAUAAGGACAACAUUCAUCUAGUUAAACAGAGGAAAGCUGCCGCCGAAUUCAAGGCACCAUCAAAUGUAGCAGCACCAGCACCUUUAAAACGACCUAGUGAAUCUUUUAACAAGGAUCCAAUUCCAGCAAAGAAAAUCAAGGGAAUUUUGAAAAAUGCUCCCCCAAAGCCUGUGUCAUCAAAUUUACCGGGUGACUUUUUUGACUUAAAUGGAGGAACAUCCCAUACUCAAAAUGCCGUCAGCAACAAUAUAUCUGUAGUACCCGUUCAGGAAAAUAAUGUUACUGAAACUGUCGAUAUGGAAGUAAAUGAUGAUCAAGAAGUUUCCCCUCAAGCUCAGAACAGAUCAGAAACCCUACCUGAGGGUUUCUUCGAUGACCCUAUAAUGGAUGCUAAGGCUAGACAUGUUGAGUACAAAGACCCCAUUGAGGAAGAAUGGGAGAAAUUCCAGAAAGAAAUUAAAGAAGAAGUAACUGUUUCCUCUCAAAUAAUUGAAGAGGAUCAUGAAGAAGCGACAGCUGAAAGGCAAAUUGAGGAAAUUGAUGAACAGCUACGCAAUUGGAAUAGGGUACUUGAAUUAGAACGUAAAAAAGAAGCAGUUAAGGCUGCUGAGCGUAUUAGUAUGGAAGUAGAUGCAGAUAUCAGCAGUGGUGAGGAAGACUUUGAUGAGUUCCUUGACUGGAGAGCCAAGAAGUCUUACAGAUAGUUCAAAGUAUUUAAAGUCCCUCAUUUUCGGAAAAUCAACUAUAUCCACAAUUUUUAUCAAUAAAUUUUUUGGAAUUUA